AUGUUAUUCCACCUAGUCAAGAAGAUGAGACCAUUCCAGUCCAUCUAUCUUCACGUCGAGCCCGACGAACAAACUAGACCACACUCCGCUUACGGCUCAGCUUACGGUUACAUUCAACGGCGGGAAACUUGUUUCAAUAAGUUGGUGGAUCUUUUUAAAGCCGCUACCAUACCGACAAUAUGCCUCUUAGUUGGGCUAGUGGCCGGAUACCGAUGGCAUGGUCAGGAUGCCAGAGGGGUUACCCACGAAGGAAUUUAUCCCUCAUCUGUCGAAGAGCGGCUGCCCGACGCCCGCUCCGGUGUGGUUCAAUUCGAUGCUCGGCUACAUCAUCCAACUCCCUACGGAGGGCCCCCGUCACCGACCGUGGAUCGGCUGUGGCGGGAUCUUGCCGUAAAUUGGACCGCAGUUUCGAUACCCGAACCGCUGGGUAACAGGGCGAACCUCGCCGGUUCGGCGCUCAUACGACGCGGAGAUAAAGACGGAAACCCCACCCUUCAGUACCUCGCCUCGGUCGAAGUAUUUCAUCAACUCCACUGUCUCGACUUGCUUCGGAAGGCCGCACAGCCAAACUACGACUAUUACUCUCAACUUGGGGAGCCCAUGUUUCACGACGACUCACUCUACCAGCUGAGCACGCACAUUGGUCACUGCCUCGACAUCCUGCGCCAGAGUCUGACAUGCAAUCCGGACCACGCUCUGAUAGGCUACGUCCACGUCGACGGCCAAGACUUUCCCGUGCCAAACUUUCCGUCGGUAAAACACCAGUGCAGUCCGCCGGAGCAAUUCGAGGAGUUGCGAAGGUGGACCAAGGAAAAGGCCGUGGAGGAGUUGACAUUGGGAGAUUUACUAGAUAAAACCGAUGCACGAAUCACCGUACUAAGCGAGGUUCCAUAA
Messenger RNA from Annulohypoxylon truncatum, 894 nucleotides. RefSeq lists its product as uncharacterized. The coding region runs from base 1 to 894 and encodes 297 amino acids. The record is from RefSeq and is a predicted model, not a curated record. NCBI's taxonomy places the organism in Eukaryota, Fungi, Ascomycota, Sordariomycetes, Xylariales, Hypoxylaceae. Gene Ontology annotation, biological process: mycotoxin biosynthetic process. The transcript is spliced from 4 exons.